UUCCACACAUGGGCCUGUGGAUCACUUGGGCCCUUCCUUCCCCAUCGGAUAAAAUCCCAGCGCCUCGCCUUGCGGCGGAGACGAACCGGACCGGCGGCAGCUGAAGCCUGAGAGCGCCACGACGAUGAUGGCCGCAGCGAGAAUGGCCUUCGCAUCAAGCUGUCGCGUCCACCUCCUCCUCCCUUCCUCGCCUUCAACUCCCAUCCUCGCCAGGACCCGAGUUGGCUGCAGGGGCAUAGCCAAAUCCAUCUCGUUCUUGGCACCGCUAUCGGCUGCGAGAUCCGCCGCCCUCUUCUUCUCUUGCUCCUCGCCUUCCUCCGACGCCGUCGUCGCACCGGCCCCUACGCAGGCGGCUGUAGAGGAGAAGAAGCCGGCGCCCGCGGCUGGGGAGGAGGAGAAAGGCGAGGUUCCGGUGGGCGAGCUCGCUGGCCUCCUGGACAUCCGGGUGGGGCGGAUCGUGAAGGCGUGGCUGCACCCGGAGGCGGAUACUCUGUACGUGGAGGAGGUCGACGUCGGCGAGGAGCAGCCGCGCACCAUCUGCAGCGGCCUCGUCAAGUACUUACCCCUCGACCAACUCCAGGACAGCAAUGUCAUUGUUCUUGCUAACCUGAAACCAAGAAGCAUGCGCGGCAUCAAGUCUAAUGGCAUGCUUAUGUGUGCCUCUGAUGCUUCUCACGAGAAUGUUGAGUUGCUCGCCCCUCCAGAAGGUUCUGUUCCCGGUGAAAGGGUAUGGUUUGGAUCUGAAGAUGAAAAGAGUAUUCAAUCAGAACCUGCAACAGGAAACCAGGUUCAAAAGAAAAAGAUUUGGGAAUCUGUUCAGCCUCACCUUAAGACAACGGAUAACUGCGUAGCAGUUCUUGGUGAGCAACCAAUGCGCACCUCAGCAGGCAUGGUUUUCUGCAAAUCAUUGCAGGGUGCAAGCGUGUCAUAAUACUGAUUGAAGAGAUUAUUUCUUCUUCCUUUUUGGCUGUAUCCAUAUAAUGUAUUUCCCUGAAAUUAAUUAUAGUAGGAGUGAAAUCUUUAAUGAAAAGAUUGCUUCUGAGGAUAUUUUAUUGAUAGUAACCACAUUUUAUA
Messenger RNA from Triticum urartu, 1074 nucleotides. Its product is annotated as Nucleic acid-binding, OB-fold-like protein. NCBI's taxonomy places the organism in Eukaryota, Viridiplantae, Streptophyta, Magnoliopsida, Poales, Poaceae. The record is from RefSeq and is a predicted model, not a curated record. Gene Ontology annotation, molecular function: tRNA binding.